Octopus sinensis (East Asian common octopus) is the source of this 4710-nucleotide messenger RNA. Its product is annotated as protein transport protein Sec31A. Lineage: Eukaryota; Metazoa; Mollusca; Cephalopoda; Octopoda; Octopodidae. Bases 170 to 3991 code for a protein of 1273 amino acids. Gene Ontology annotation, biological process: endoplasmic reticulum organization; COPII-coated vesicle cargo loading; endoplasmic reticulum to Golgi vesicle-mediated transport. Gene Ontology annotation, molecular function: protein binding; structural molecule activity. The record is from RefSeq and is a predicted model, not a curated record. Gene Ontology annotation, cellular component: endoplasmic reticulum exit site; COPII vesicle coat. The transcript is spliced from 29 exons.
AAACUUCAGUUGCCACGUUGGUUAUUGACGACGUGUUCUAUAUUUCCGUCAUUGCAGUAUUUUAUCACUUACACGUUGGCUUCCUUUGUCAUUGGACUUAUUUCAGUUUUUAUACUUAUUUAAUAUAGGAUCAAGUUUCUACAGUUCAUAAGUUGAACACAACCGAACAAUGAAAGUAAAAGAGAUUGAUCGAACUGCAAAUGUGGCAUGGUCACCAUCUUCGCAGCAUCCAGUGUACCUGGCAGCUGCAACUGCUGCACAACAGCUUGAUGCAACUUUUAGUACAUCAGCUGCUCUUGAAAUAUAUAAACUGAACUUAGCAGAAAAUGACUUGCAAAUGCCAAUGGUUGGAUCAGUACCUUCAGAACACAGGUUUUACAAAAUUCUUUGGGGUUCCCAUGGAAUCUCAAACAGCACUUGCCCAGCUGGUAUAAUUAUUGCUGGUUCUGAAACUGGCACUGUCUUAGGUUAUAAUGCUUCCUCGCUCAUUUCAGGCGAGGAAGUUACUCCUAUUUUUAAACAAGACAAACACACUGGAUCUGUUAAAGCAUUGGAUUUUAAUAUUUUUCAGCCAAAUUUAUUAGCGUCUGGCGCUUGUGAUUCAGAAAUUUACAUUUGGGAUUUAAAUAAACCUGACACUCCAAUGACUCCUGGUUCAAAAUCAAUGCCUCCUGAAGAAGUGACUUGUAUUGCUUGGAACUGUCAAGUUCAACAUAUCCUGGCUUCUACAUUCUCGGCUAGAUGUGUUGUCUGGGAUCUACGGAAGAAUGAGCCUAUUAUUAAAAUUAGUGACAGUAUGUCUGGGAUUAAAAGUAGAUUAACUGCCUGGAGUCCGGAUGUAGCAACUCAACUUUGUUUAUCUUCUGAAGAUGAUCACACACCAGUCAUACAACUGUGGGAUUUACGUUACGCAACGUCACCUUUACGCUCAUUUGAAAAACACCAAAGAGGUAUUUUAAGUUUAGCAUGGUGUCCUCAGGAUCCAGAUUUGCUGCUUAGUUGUGGAAAAGACAACAAAAUCCUGUGUUGGAAUCCCAAUACUACAAUUCAAGGUGGAGAAGUUGUUUGUGAACUAGAAACCAGUAAUCAGUGGAGUUUUGAUGUCCAAUGGUGCCCUCGAAAUCCUGGAAUUAUUUCAAGCGCUUCAUUUGAUGGACAUGUCAGCGUCUUUUCUUUGAUGGGUGGAGGACAUCCCUGUCAACCAACCAACAAGGUUGCUGAAUCAUUUAAUACUAAUGUGUUUCCUGACCAAUCUUCAUCACAAACUACACCAGUCAUCAUUCCAUUGCAAAAACCCCCAAAAUGGCUAUGUAAACCUGUUGGAGCAACAUUUGGGUUUGGUGGUAAGCUGAUAACUUUUGAACACAUUCGAGGAACUGUCAAUCCCAACCAAUCUCCUGCAGCUACACAAAUGCAAAGCCAAUCUCGAAUUGUUUGUAUCAGUCAAGUUGUUACAGAGACAGAUUUGUUACAUCGAUCGAACCAGCUUCAAAAUGCUUUAAAUAAAAACGAAAUUGUGGAAUUUUGUUCAAUGAAAGCUGAGAAUAGUGUUGAUUCUAUGGAACAAAACAUCUGGAAGUUUCUCAAGUCAAAUUUUGAAGAAGAUCCAAGAUCUAAAUUCCUUCAGUUGCUUGGUUAUAACAAAAAUGAACUUGCCCAAAAUGUAUUGAAGCAUGUAAGCCUGAAUGAGGAUCAACAAGGUGUAAAUGCUGCAGAAUUAGCUCAGAAAAUGUCACUCUUGGAUACUGAUUCCAUAGGACAGGGUGGUUUGCCUCUGAGUGGCCAAGGUUCCCCUAGUGUUGGUUCAAAGACUCCUAACAGUAUUGGAGAACCAUCUGAAGCAUCUUCGUUAUUUGAAGAUAUUACCUUGCAACAACGGAAUCUGUCUGGAUCACAAUCCCCAAUGCCUAUUCCAGCUCAUUCAAGUUUAUCAGAUACAUCAAGCUCAAGAACUCCCCUCACAAUAUCCACUAAUUCAGAUGCAAAUGGCUUGCUUAGUCAAGCAUUAUUAAUGGGCAAUUUUGAAGCUGCAGUUGAGAUGUGUCUUCAUGAAAAUCAAAUGGCUGAAGCUAUUUUACUUGCCAUAGCAGGUGGUCCCGAUUUGCUUCGACGUACACAGAAUAAAUAUUUCAGCACUAAUCACAGUUCUUUGAGCCGAUUAAUUUCAUCAAUUGUGACUCAUGACUGGACUCAUGUCAUUCAAACCUGUAACCUGGAGAACUGGAAAGAAGCUCUAGCUGUACUUAUAACAUAUACUUCUCCAGAAGAAUUUUCUUUUCUAUGUGAUUCCUUGGGAAGUCGACUUGAAGCUGAGAAGGAAUCAUCAGUCAAUGCUAGUUUGUGUUAUAUUUGUUCGGGAAAUGUUGAAAAACUUGUUGAAAAUUGGCAACAAAAUUCACAGAAUGCAAAUGAGCCCUCAGCUCUUCAGGACCUGGUUGAAAAAGUCAUGUUAUUACGCAAAGCUGUUGAAUUUUCUCAAGGCCAAGAAAUACCAAUAAAAGAAGGAUUAGUUGCUGAUAAACUUUGCAAAUAUGCCUCAAUUCUUGCUGCACAAGGAAAUUUGAAUACUGCCAUUAAUUACAUGAACUCAUUUCCAGGGCCUGCCCUAGAUUCGAUGAAGGACCGUUUGUUUCAUGCUCUCAAUGGGAAUGUAGCGGGUGUGCAACAACCAGCUUUUCCGUUUCAAAAAGUCGAAAUCCUUCCAGAAGGGGCUCAAAGGAGCCAACAACAACAACAACAACAACAGCAGCAGCAGCUACAACAACAGCAGCAACAACAACAACAACAACAACAGCAACAACAUCAUCAGCAACAUCAACAACUACAUCAACAACAAAAGCCUUAUCAAGCGUCACAACCCCAACAGGCUUAUGGACAAGCGCCACAAAAUUUGUACCAGCCGAAUCUGCAACAGAAUCAAUCUUUCCAGAAACAACAGGAAGAACAAAGACUUGGAUUGAACCCACAACAGGUCAAAUUUAACGAGGUUCAAGCAAUCAGCCAGUUUCGAACUACGACUACCCCUAGUUCAUAUUUUGGACAAAAUCAGUAUCCUAGUACGAAUGGUUCAGCUGCCGCACCACAAAUUCCAUCUUAUCCAACACAUAUGAGUUCUAUGAUGGCUCCAUCAACUGGUGCCCCAAUGUCUAAAGGUCCUUUAGCACAAAAAUAUCGUACCCAUUCUGGUUCUGCAAAUGCUGGUUAUGGAAUGGAAAACUACAACCAAACCAUUGCCUUAAAUCCAGAUUAUUCUAAUAAAAGUUCAUACCAACAACAGAGUUAUCCUAGUCCAAAUUCUUACCAAACUUCAAAUACUUAUCAUCAACAACAACCAAUGCAGCCAUCCAAUGUAUACAAUCCAAAUUCGGCACCAGUGGCUCCACAAGCUUCUGCUCCAAUGGGAGAUAUUCCUUCCUUCCAACAUUCAGGCUGGAAUGAUCCCCCCUUGGUUGACCCGGCACCUGUACAGCAAUUUGAAUCUCCAAAUGCAAUUCCCAAUCAAAUGUAUGGAAUUCCUGGAAACACUGAUCAACAACAACAACCUGUCAACAGUUAUCCAAACAUUUACAACCCCCAGGAACAUCAGCCUCAAUUGCCGCAAUCAGCACCUGUAGUUAACCAAGCUCCAGAACCUGUACCUGAAGUUGUAAAAGGACCGUUGCCAAAUGAACAUCAAAUUUUACAAGACAUAUUUGAUGCUUUGGUUGAAAACUGUUUAAAAGUUGCAUCAAAUGCUCAAACUAAAAGAAAACUGGAAGAUGUAGUUAAGAAACUGGAAGCUUUAUAUGACAAGCUAAGAGAAAAUUCGCUGUCCCAGAACAUCAUUCAAGGCUUGCAUCAAAUUGUACAAUCAUUGCAACAAUAUGACUACGACACAGGACUACAAAUCCAUGCUCACAUGAUUAAGCACGGAAACUUUUCUGAAAUUGGAAGCUUUAUGCCUAGUUUAAAAGUGUUAAUGCAAACGGCAAACAAUCUCCAAGUACAAUGAACAAUGGGUGAUGUAAAUCUCUCUGUUGCAUUUAUUCUGAUUAUUCAUAAGUCCUUAACUACAAGAAAAGAACUGAACAUUUCUCUGAAAUCGUGUUAGCAGUUUCUUGCGUCUACACAACUGCUAAAUACUGGAAACUCGGGUGGGUCAGCAGAAUGUUAGCGAUUUGGAUACUAUAUAUAUAUAUAUUCUUUUGACAUCAUGAUUUAUUAAUAAAAUGUCACGUUUUUUUUUUUUUUUUUUCAAACAAUUCUCAAGGAACCUUCAUUAGAAUUUAAUUAAACAUUUAUAUGUUUAUUUAUUAUUAUUAUUAUUAUUAUUUUAAUAUUUUUUUUUUGCUGCUAAUUCUUAAAUUAUACUUCAUUUGAUCUAUAGUAUAAUUCUUCUAAUUACUGCAUGCACUUUGCCGCCUGUUUUCUUGUCCCCCAAACAGGAUAAUUUGAUCACACAUUGAUAAAACUUCUGCUGAUAACUCAAUAAAUUUUAAUAUUUCAACAGAAUUUACUUCUGUUAAAGGUUUUACUUGUUUCUUUAUUCCUAUCUUGUUCUGUUCAUGCUUCUAAUUAACUUGUUAAAUAUCCUCUUGUUUACUUAGUUAUGGCUUCUUAAGCCAAUCAUCCUCAUGUUCAUAGAUUAAAUAUCUCAGUAAUAAAAAAAAAAAAAUUAAGAAAAUUUCUGGGAACAGGGCAGAAAAAUAUCUAUCUUUAUUGUACAGAGCA